Sclerotinia borealis F-4128 is the source of this 4368-nucleotide messenger RNA. Lineage: Eukaryota; Fungi; Ascomycota; Leotiomycetes; Helotiales; Sclerotiniaceae. The record is from the annotation of a GenBank genome assembly.
AUGAAGAACACGAAUUACUCAAAUCGCAUGGACGGCAACAUGAUAUCUACAUCUACACAGCACUCGAGAAUGGCCCAAAAAGCUCCGGAUGCUCAGGUAUAUCAGUCACAGUAUCAUCAACCAAGUGAUUGUAUCAAUCCUCGCGAUACCUUUUUAUACGAACAUGAUGAAUGGUCAGGUCUAUUCCAAGGAUCUCCGUCCGAGAUUACUCAAUCACAAGACCAACAGCUUUCACAACAACCAUCUGCAGGUGCUCAGUCUCCUUUCAAUAAUGCCGGCGAUGCAAAUUAUUCGAUGGAUAGAUUGCCUAAUGGUGAUCAUUUCGGUGGAUCUUAUACAGAAAUGCUGGACUUAGAUGCAGAAGCAGCAGAUCCUUACUUUGGGGUCCAUGUCUGGUCGGGAGUAGACCCACAACUAGCGAUACAACAGCCGGUGAUUGAACAAGAUCAAACUGUCCAACUUGAAGUCACAGAGCCUCAAGUCGGCGAGGGUAACGUCGAAGGUCCUAUGUUCAUGCACAAUAACUUGUCGAAUUCGGAAACAUCCAAAAAUGCCAACCCCAAUCUUGGUUCCAUGGAUGCGCAAGAUGAACGUCCAGCAUUGCUUUUUGAGUUAAGCGGUGAUGGGGACGCCUUGCCCACUCAAGCACAGACUGCCCAGACUGGUCAUGCACCCGAUCUUCCCAUGAUUGUUAACAUACACAACAGCUAUAAUACUACUAUUGGACACCAGGGACAGGGUAAUAACAGUAGUUUUAAUUUCGGAAACCAAGGACGAUUGAAUCCAGCUUUUUUCGAUUCAAACACACAGAACACGCAGUAUGGUAGCAGUACUUUUGGUCAAGUAAGAAAUGGACUAGGAUUAGACCCAACCGCUGCAACACCUCAAAUUCCUGGCUACUAUCCAGGAAUGACAGAUCCAACUCAACCUGGAAUCAACAACCUUGCGACCAACUCCCAAUAUCCUGAGCAUAUUACAGGUCCAGAUAGCGGUCCUCAACACGGUAGCGAACUCCCUGCUACCCGAAAACGCACCCACGAUAGUCCUCAACAAGACAGUCCCCCUCCUGUCCGCAGAAAGCGAACUCGCAAGAAUGGUACAAAAGACAACCAGCCUCAAAGUGUUAGUCAGAACAUUGUCCCAGACGAACAUAUGCACAUGCAGGCGCCUGACGAUUUUGGAUCUACGCAGCUACAGAUGCUUCCCCAGCAGACACAUGGUGGAGACUUCCUUGAUACAAAUCGAGAAUAUCUUCCAUUAUCUGAGCUCCGACCAGAGUUCCUAGAUAAUGGCCUGGUUUUGUCGCCAAAUAGAGUUGAUAGCACCACUCUGAGCAGCACAAGACGCCAAACUAGACAAAGUAUCAAUCCAGGCAAUGAAAGUCCAGCCUCUCUCAAUGCCAAUCUAGGCGGUGCAGUUCCAGGAGCUCAGAAAGCUGGUGCAAAACGCAAAAAUAAUGGCGGUAAAAAGAGAUCAGGUAAGAAUAGUAAACGCCUUGCUUGGGAAGAUCGUCUCGAAUCUCAACGUCCUCGAGUCUGGAUGAUGGAGUAUGAGAUAGAGGAUAUAGAGCCCGAAUAUGAAGAAAAUCCUCGAAAAGCAUAUCAGGAUAUGGACAAUCCAAAGAAGGGCAUGAACAACCGUCAGAAGGCUAGAGACGAGGAAGAAAAACGCAAAAAGAUGUGCAAGCCGGAAGAAUAUGUCCCAAAGUUCAUUCCCUGUGACUACAAGCCCAAAGCACGACUCCAAAAGUUCUACGAUGCUUGGCUCCAAGCUAAGAAGGAGGGUGACGCAUCGGAUCCCUGGAUGAAUAGACAAAGACGGACUGCUGAUAAUGGAAUUUAUAAGCCGAAGCAAAAUUCAUUGCCAAUGGGCGGUGGUGGUGGUAGUCAGAUACUGGGACUUGAUGAUCAUGCGCAGUCACCUACUAGGGCAUUGAGACAUAAGGUUUUCAAGAGCAUGAAGGAGGCUGGCGGAAAAGUCCUCAGGACACUCACUCGAAGUCCUAGGCCUAGACCACAACCAACUUUCAACAUGUCAAACGUCCAUGGUGCAGAGUUUGCCGAUGCGACCUCAACGGACAGGAGUAAUGAAAACUUCGAUCAGUUCAACGCGACUGAACCAAACCCCGAGCAGUAUACCCAUAGUGAAGUAUGGACCGGGUCUCAACAAACGUUCAAUGGUAUGUUUCGAAAGGCAAAUGAUCAUCUUGCAGACGCAUCUAAUAUUGUGCUAGAUCCCACCGGUACUUCCAACAACUCGAUAAUUCGCGGUCCCGAUUCCUCAUCUCCUGUCACGGCAACAUACCCACGUUCAUAUCCUCAAAUUGACCAGCAAGAUACCACGGAGAUGCACACGGUCGAUGUCACAAAUCCCAGUCAAAUUUUGAGGACGCAAGAGGACUUCGACAGAUUCAUCAACGGACCAAUCCCUGAACUCAGCACUGAGCAAGUAAAGUUAUUGGAAGCCAUGGAUUUUACUGUUUCAAACUUCAGCCUCACAAAUUGUCUAGAUGAAGCAGAUUUGGGAGUGGCUGUCUCUCAAGAUGCCCCAACAACUGGAUAUUCACAGAGCAUAAACACCUCUCAUAGAUCGCAACAUGGUACAGACAAUUCGGUUUUGCUGCAGAAUGGCAUGGCUUAUGGUCGUUCUCCACCGCAAAAUGAUGGGAUAAUGCAAAAUCCAAUGACACUGACUCGAGAUAAAUCAGGUGGUAAAUAUCCUUCUCAAUACCAGGAAGGUUACCAAGCUGCGCUGUACUCCGACCCGUCGUCACACAUGUACACCAAUGAGCAAACUGCUGGUAUUUAUCAGGCAUCCGAGUCUGGACCAUCUACCGGCCUUCGCCAAUCAGCACAUACAAUGGCCCUCGAGCAGCCAGCUACUUCUCAGAGCUUAGCGGGGGCAGCACAAAAUGUAUUCAAGCACAAUAACCCACGAUACCCCCCGACGGUGUAUGAGGGCUAUAAUGGAGGCGGACCGUCGCAGGCUAAUGGUGCUUACACAUAUCCUGAUCCACCAUAUGGUAACUUCAAAGAGGUCGAACCGUCACAGCUCAGUGAUUCACAUCAAAGCUUCGCCCUGGAAAAUACAGGGAACAACCAUAACUUCAGAGCCGGCAUGGAACUACAACAGGUACAAAACGACCCGAUAAACGCAAGCGUUGCUCAAACUGAGAAUGUUAUGUCCAACAAUGAUGAGAUCGACGAAAGCGAGGAAGAUACUCAGGUUGUCAACGAUCCACGUGAUUGGAGAAAGCGGCCCGACUAUGUCAAACCAAGAAUACGCAUGACUGAAGAGGAGUAUCAAUGGCUGCGGCCGAAUGCACCAGCACGGGAAGUUUUUGUAACUGCAAAAAAGAACGCCGAUGAGAAGAGAAGAAAAGAGGAGGCCAAGGCUGAUGAGAUGGAAAAGGCGGGCAAGCCCAGGCCCAAACCUAAACCGCAGAAACCCAUCAAGGGCGGGGUGCAUGUUUCUGUUGAGGAAAAAGAGAGGUUUUACAAUCGCCGUCGUGACCUUAGUAUGGUGGGUCGAUCGUUGUUGACUUUGAAACCCCAACUUCGUGGAAAGAGAAAGAGACGUGAUGUAUCGGGAUCGAUGAAGUCAAAGCCAGAGUCGAAGAAACAGAGGCUACCAGGGAGCGGCGAAAAUGGCUCUAGUCGGGAGAAUAAUGCUGCGCAGACAAUGCAGGAGACACGUGCAAGAGCGAGCAUCACAGCCAACACAUAUGCUGAUUUCUCCCAAGCAUCAGCUGGACAGCAAGCGGACCAAGGAGUAGUCAACGGUGAAUUGGGAUAUAGUGCCGGCCCAAUGUCUGGAAGGGGCGGUGCUUAUCAUUCAAUGACGAACGGUAGAGGCUCUGAGCGAUACACAGGAAACUUUCAGUAUGACUACAACGAGAAUCUGGCAAUGCAGAGCAGUCAGUCAGGACCAACACCUAGAUAUACGGGAAGCAGAAGCCGUGUACAGUCACCACCACCUAUGGGACCCGAGCAGAACAGCAUGAGUUCUAGCCUCCACCCUUCUGGCCGUGCCAAUCCAUUCGGCAUAGGACUCGAUGGUCUCGAUGGUCUCGACGCAAUUUACGAAUUCAAUCGCACCCAUACAACAGUUGCAACUGGCGGUAAUGAACCCCCAUCAUUGUUUGACAGCCAGGAUGGGCAAGUACCUAGAUUAACUUCUCCCGUCCAUGUCUCUAAUCAAAGCGGAGGAGGUCAGCAAAUUCCUAACAGCUUGAUUGAUCCAAUGUUGCUACCUCAGGCUCAGGUUUCGGCGUCUAGAGGAACCGAGGCACCGAAAAGGGGUCGUGUUGAUGACGAUGAGGACGCAAAUGCCGAAGAAACUCGUGGGAAGAGAAGAAGAGACAAUUGA